Messenger RNA from Aspergillus glaucus CBS 516.65, 1221 nucleotides. RefSeq lists its product as uncharacterized. Lineage: Eukaryota; Fungi; Ascomycota; Eurotiomycetes; Eurotiales; Aspergillaceae. The record is from RefSeq and is a predicted model, not a curated record. The coding region runs from base 1 to 1221 and encodes 406 amino acids. Gene Ontology annotation, molecular function: O-methyltransferase activity. The transcript has 5 exons.
AUGAACGACCAAAUCCCCAUCUCUCCGAGCGCUCCUCAAGAAGUUCCUGGAUUGCUCGACCAAAUAUCUUCACAUGGAGAUGCCUUCCUUAACGCCGACCCUGAUGCACGGUUGAAACUGCUGGAGGAUGCUCGGGCAUUGGUCAACGCUCUUGAGACUCCUCGUGAGUCGAUGAUUAGAUAUUGCUGGGCGCAGUCAACGAUCUACGCGGCCAUCGAGACCGGCGUCGAUAUUGAUCUCUUCCACAAACUGUCGCGCAAUGACAGGCCCAAGUCUGCUGCGGAGUUAGCAGAGGACACGGAGUGCGAUCCAGUUAUGCUGUCCCGGCUACUCAAACAUCUUGCCGCAAUGGGGGUGAUUGGAGAGGCUGGACCGGAUCUGUACUGUCGUACGGGCUUCACGAUAGCCCUGUGUUCGGAAAAGUACAGCGACGGUUUCCCUCUUAUGACACGUCGAUUCACAGCUGGCAUCCACGCUCUCCCUGCCUACCUGAAGAAGAACGGCUACCGCAAUCCCACCAAACCUACAGACACCGCACUUCAGCUCGGAUUCAACACAGACCUCCACUUCUUCGAGAUCGCGAAGCAGGAUCCGGUCACAGCCAGACAAUUCAACAACCACAUGUCCGUAUACAGUGUUGGACGGCCGAGCUGGAUGGAUGUUGGCUUCUUCCCGGUACAGGAGCGGCUUAUCGAAGACAGCAAUAUUACCAAUGACGAUGCCUUACUUGUCGACAUGGGCGGGAGUAUCGGUCACGAUCUGUCUGAAUUCAAGCGGAAGUGGCCUGACGCCCCGGGACGCUUGAUUCUGCAAGAUCUUCCGACAGUAGUCUGCCACGCACAAGGUUUAGAUCCCGCAAUUCAGGUGACGCCGCACGACUUCUUCACGCCCCAGCCGGUUAAAGACGCACGAGCAUACUACAUGCACUCUGUCCUCCACGACUGGCCCGACGACAUGUGCCGCAAGAUCCUGGCAAAUCUGACCCCAGCCCUCCGCUCCGGAUACAGCAAGGUGUUGAUCAACGAGAACGUGAUCCCAGACAAGGGCGCUUACUGGGAAACGACCAGUCUGGACCUGAUUAUGAUGGCGAUCGGAUCGGGAGAGCGGACGGAGCGACACUGGCACAAGUUGUUGGAAUCGGCGGGAUUGAAGAUUAUGAAUAUCUGGACGGCGCCUGCGCAGAAGGGGGUCGAGAGUCUGAUUGAGUGUGAGUUGGCGUAG